AUCCAACCUGAUUCAACUUUCUCCGCUAGACCGGAAUCCGUGACUUGCGCCGAAUUUGAUUCCGCCGUUUCGCGUCGCCUCCUACCAGCGCCGCCAAUUAAUUAAAAAGAUCAUUUUCAUGACGACGGGACAUCCCAUCGAGCCUUUCAGUCUCAUCAGAGCCAAGUUUGUUGUGACGACGUGAGGCCGUGUGGUGACCUGCGCACUUUCUAGCGCUUGUGGCGUUGCGUUUAAGCCUCAUUGCGGCUUGGUAAACCUAAUCAUUGAACAUUCCGUGCUUCGCCAACACGCUCCACCUCUCGAAAGACUCAGCUCCUCGUCAACACCAAUCCCAUGUCGGACUCGGCUCUUCAGAGGGACCUCACGGGGUCCACACUGGUGGAAACCAAAGCCAUUAUCAAGAAUGUAGACAUGUCCGAAGACAUGUCGCAACGAGCGAUUGAACUUGCGAUGCAGGCUCUCGAAGCAUACCCUGUGGAGAAAGAUACAGCGAUGUAUAUGAAGAAGGAGUUCGACAGGAUAUACGGGACCACAUGGCACUGUGUUGUCGGGAAGCAAUUCGGAAGCUUUGUGACGCAUGAGACCAAAAACUUUAUCUACUUUUACCUCGGACCCGUGGCUUUCCUCCUCUGGAAGACCUCAUAGAGCGUGUCAUCGAGGCUCGUGUUGAGCCGCAAGAUUCGUGGCUCGGACUCCAGCUUUUUCGAUUACCCCAAAGUCUCAUGUGGAAAGAACAAGGCCGAAUCGCUCUAUACCAUGCCUGUCCAAACAUCAAGCGACAAUAACGAACGAUCAAAUCAUGACCUGAAUUAAUAUAGCGGAUAUGAAGGAGUGCUAGGAGGGAGGAGAGCCUGCGAAUGGGCAGUCGGAGAGGCAAUGUAGACAAGUCUCGAUUUGCUGAGUCCCGGGGAUGCGAAGUAGCUGCGUACGACAUCAAGAGGGUAAUUUGAAACACCCUGUGCUAUGUGCAGACUUGCGUGCUUGCAAAUG
Messenger RNA from Kockovaella imperatae, 990 nucleotides. Its product is annotated as dynein light chain 2, cytoplasmic-like protein. Gene Ontology annotation, biological process: microtubule-based process; cilium assembly. Gene Ontology annotation, molecular function: dynein intermediate chain binding; dynein light intermediate chain binding. The transcript has 4 exons. The record is from RefSeq and is a predicted model, not a curated record. The coding region runs from base 334 to 645 and encodes 103 amino acids. Gene Ontology annotation, cellular component: cytoplasmic dynein complex. Lineage: Eukaryota; Fungi; Basidiomycota; Tremellomycetes; Tremellales; Cuniculitremaceae.